CAGCGCCCCCUGUUCUUCCUCCAAGUGUCAUCGUGUGAAAAUGUCGUUAAUUUUGAACGUAAUCGCGUAAAAUCUCGUUUAAAUUGAAUAAAGUGUGUCGUUUUGUGGUUUUUGCGUGCAAAACCACAGUUGUUGUGUGCCUUUGGUGUGAUUUUCUCGGUAAAAAGUGCGUCGGAUUUGUGCGAAAUCCGUUUGGCGCGCUUUGACCAAACAGUCGUUUUAAUGGCCGCAAAAGCAGUCUUUCUCGAUGGACUUGGACGUUGAGGGGCUGUGAUGAGAGUUGGGGACGCAUGUCGUCUUACUGGGCUGUGAUGGCGUGCCCCAAAUCGAAGAGCCGCAAGGCCGAGCUCUCGGAGCCCGACUCCACUACCAAGGAGGCCGACUUCGGGCCCGGCCAAGAUGUGCUACUCAAACAGAAGGACGGCAGGUACUAUCUGGGAACGGUGGUCGAAGUGGAUGGGGCGAGAGAACGAUGUCUUGUUAAAUUCGGAGAUAAUACAGACAGUUGGUCAAGUUUCAAGGAUUUGACCAAAUUGAGUCAACCACAACAGGAGGAUUUGUUGUGUGUCGUUUGCAAGAAAUCCACGCCCAAAAACAACACGGAAAUCACAGUCUGUGAUAAAUGCGGCAGGGGAUACCAUCGCAAGUGUCAUCAGCCCGAAAUUCCCAACGAAUGCCAAAAAGAAGAUUCAGUAUGGAUGUGUAAAAGAUGUACAAGCAGCGAACCACAUAGACUGAAAAAAGCCGAUUCGAAGCAUCUGAAGCGAGAAUCUCGAAAUGCGGCUUCGUCGAGUAGUGAUAGUCGUUUUAUUGCUCCGAUUACAAAAGUAUUACCUUACGAUGUAAAUUCGCUUACAUGGGAUACAUAUCAUCGAGUUAACGCCGAACAUACUUAUUGUUAUUGUGGAGAAAACGGUGAAUGGUACAAACAAAUGUUACAAUGUGCGAGGUGUAAGCAAUGGUUUCAUGAGAGGUGUUUGGAUUGUCUUCAAUAUCCUUUAUAUUGUGGAGACAGGUUUUAUGUGUUUGUUUGUUCGAUUUGUAAUCAUGGAAAAGAGUUUUUGAGACGUUUAGAAAUGAAAUGGGUCGAUCUUGUCCAUUUGAUGCUUUUUAAUCUAACAGCUUACAAUAGCAAAAAAUACUAUGAUUUGGAUACGAUUGUAAUACCUUAUAUCAAUGAUAAUUGGCACGCUUUACAACUACCACCAAAGAUCAUUUCUGUAAGUAAAUCAGAACGUCGUGACAACAUCCUUUCAGUUCUCACAAACAAUCGAAAUCGUUUUAAAUGUGGUCGUGAAAUUAAAAAACGUACUACAAUAUGGGGACUUCGUGUACGUUUACCACCACCAGCUCCAACAGUAACUUUAAAUUUUAUUGGGCGUGUUUCGGAGGAGGAGCUUCGUGAAAUGUGGCAAGGCAAUCGUCGUUUACAAUUUCUAACACCAUCCGAGGGCGUGGUCGUACCAUGUGAUAAUCAUAUGCGUGCUCUUAUGAUGGGUGUGUCUUAUCAACAAAAUGGUAAUCCAUCUGAAACCGAUUCGCCAUGUCCUAGUCCUGAAAGGGAGGAGCCAUUACCACAUUUAUUAGCCGGUUGUGCGAAAAAAACCGUCCCAUUUUCGAAUAUAACCGGUCAAAGGCGUGGCAAACGACGUAAUACGACCAAUGAGGAGUCAGAAGGUGGUUAUUUAACACGUUUGAGUUUAGAUAGUAAAGGUUAUAAGAGUGAAUCACUGCCAUUGACUCCGCCUACUUCAGUUUCGGCACCGCCUACACCACCAGCAUCCGGUUCGAAUUCAUUACUUUCCGAUGAUUUUUCGGAACCGUUGAAAAAAGUCGAUUUAAAUGAUACAUCAGGUGAUGAAACAUCAUCGAAAAGCACACUUGAUUUGAUAAUACCACCACCGAAAGAUUUCGAAGGAAAAAAUAAUCCAUUUUUGACGUUAUUAAGAGGCGGAGAUGAGCCGAAAAAAAGGCGGAGCAAAGAUACUAUUACUUUACCUCUACCUUUAACGGCUGUGAUACCAGGAAAACCAUUAAUGAGACCGAAGAAACGCCAAUUGAGCGAAAAAGAUAUUUUUAUAGGACCCAAUGGUGAAGUUAAGAGGCGGAGAUUAAGGAGGAGCCGAUUUGAGAAAACUGCAAGUAAAACUGCGACGGUUCUGCCGGUCAGAGCUGAUUCGAAAGAGUGGGCGGGACAGAGGGGGGUACAAGGGGAGUACGCUUUCAACGGUCGGAGGUUGAGACAGCGACCGGAGAAACCCCCCGAAAAGGAGAAGGUGGCGCCACCAGCAACUACAAAAUCGAGUCCGGUGAAACAGGAACCGGAAAUCAACAUGGACGACUUGAAAAGUUCGGUGAAUAUUUAUUUCGGUGCAGCGAAUCGUAUCGCAGCAGGCGAGAGGUUUGCGGUGAAGGCGAAAAGAGUCGGUCCUAGCGGAAAACUGGAGUUUUUGAUCGAGUGGGAGGGGCCUGGAAACGGGAUGACUUGAUUGACCAAUCAAAUUGUGUUCAUGUGACCAUUAUGGCAAGAGGCGGUGCUUUGUAAAUAAUAAUAAUAAAAACAAAUUGUAGUUAAAUGUGUUAAUGGUCACAGUUUUUUGGGACAGUUCCUUGCACGCGAAAUAGUUGGACUACAUUACAAAAAAAUAUAAAACUACUGAAAACUUCCGAGUUUGCCAAAGAGGCCGAUAUUCUUUUUUCGCUAAUCAAAUAACUGCCAAUGUUAUGAGUCACUGCCAAUUGUUUUUUUUUUUUCGUGUGUGUGUAUCAUGAGUGUAAUCCAACUAAAGUUGUGAUAUAAAACGAGAAAAAGUUAGGGAAAUUUUUAUUUGGAAUUGUAAUAAAUGGCCUUGACAUUUCUAUACAGGUGCAUUCAGUAAUUAUUAGUUGGGACAUUUAAUUUUGUCACUUUUUUUUUCAUUUUUUCUUUAUUUUUUAAGUAUGUAGUUAAUGAGACUGAAAUUAUUUUUACUAGUUUUUAUUCACACUUUACUUGGCGUUUAUGAAACGUCAUUUUCAGUCAAAAUUUGUAUUUUUAUUAACAAUUAUUGUUAAAUAAAGCAACUUGUAUUAUA
Messenger RNA from Tribolium madens (black flour beetle), 3074 nucleotides. RefSeq names its product PHD finger protein 19 (gene Pcl). NCBI's taxonomy places the organism in Eukaryota, Metazoa, Arthropoda, Insecta, Coleoptera, Tenebrionidae. Bases 291 to 2489 code for a protein of 732 amino acids. The transcript is spliced from 6 exons. Gene Ontology annotation, cellular component: nucleus. The record is from RefSeq and is a predicted model, not a curated record. Gene Ontology annotation, molecular function: DNA binding; chromatin binding. Gene Ontology annotation, biological process: regulation of DNA-templated transcription; chromatin organization.